CGCGGCGCGUGCAGCGGUUCGUUUUCUCUCGCAAACUGACGACCUGCGACUGGCCGGCUCCGACAGACAGAGGCAGAGAGGGGGAUGAUUUUAUUUAUGACCGGGCUAAAUAUAGUUAUCGCUCUCUUUAUUUGGUGUUUUCUGCAGCAGCAGGGCAUUUUGGAAGGAAGCCGGUGUAUGUGUGUGUGUUGUGUGUGUGUGUGUGUCUGUGACCAUGCGGGGAUGAAGAAGUGCUACUGCUGAGUUUUGUUAUUUGGUGAUUCUCCGGGGCAGUGCUGCUGCUGCUGCUGCUGUCAUGGCUCUCUGGGAGUGACAUGGAAGCUUUUUUGGGUGGGGGGGGGUGAUUUUACCUGCUUGAAUAUUCCAGUCGAGAAUCAGACUCCUUAGACGCUGCAGUCUUAUCUGAUUUUAGUUUAUUUUUUAAACAAUCUGGGUGAUUUUUCUUCUUCUUCUGACUGGAGGUUCGGUUGAAUUGAUAGUGGACUGUCAAGAGGCUGCAGACUCGGGAGAGUGUGGAGAUGAACUUUGGAAAUCUACUAAUUGUGACUGUCUCAUUCAUCACCAUCGCAUCCGGGUCCAGGGCACGGUUUGAAGACGGCGCACCUCGGAUUGCGGAGGACCCCUCGGAUUUGAUCGUCUCCAAGGGGGAGCCUGCCACCCUCAACUGCAAGGCCGAGGGCAGACCCCCUCCCAGCAUCGAGUGGUAUAAGGACGGCGAGCGAGUGGAGACGGACAAAGAUGACCCCCGGUCUCACCGCAUGCUGCUGCCCAGCGGCUCGCUCUUCUUCCUCCGCAUCGUGCACGGCCGCCGCAGCAAACCAGACGAGGGCGUCUACACCUGUGUGGCCCGCAACUACCUGGGAGAGGCCAUUAGUCGUAACGCUUCACUGGAUGUUGCCAUCCUGAGAGAUGAUUUCCGGCAGGCCCCGAGCGACGUGGUGGUGGCUGCCGGUGAGCCAGCGGUGAUGGAGUGUGUGCCUCCGCGUGGUCACCCUGAGCCCACCGUGUCCUGGAAACGCAACAAUGCCCGAGUCAGCACCAAGGAUGACCGCAUCUCUGUCCGUGGGGGUAAACUGACGAUCUCUCAAACCAGGAAGAGCGACGCCGGCAUGUAUGUGUGUGUGGGCACUAAUAUGGUUGGAGAGAGGGACAGCGAUCCUGCUGAGUUGGUGGUAUACGAGCGCCCUGUGUUGGUGCGGAGGCCGGUGAACCAGGUGGUCAUGGAGGAAGACACCGUUGACUUCCUGUGUGAAGUCCAUGGAGACCCCGCCCCCACUGUCCGAUGGCGGCGAGAGGAAGGGGAGCUCCCCCGCGGGAGGUUUGAAAUCCGCAACGGCAACAGCCUCCAUUUGUUCCGUGUGAAAGAGGAAGAUGAAGGGACGUAUACCUGCACAUCGGAGAACAGUGUGGGCAAGACGGAGGCCUCUGCCAUGCUGCAGGUCCACGUGCCACCUCAGAUUGCCACGAAGCCCCGAGACCAGAUUGCCAGCCAAGGGAGGAGCGUCACCUUCCAAUGCGGCACCACAGGAAACCCUCCACCUGCCAUCUUCUGGCAGAAGGAGGGCAGCCAGAUGUUGCUGUUCCCCGGCCAGCCACCACUACAGUCUGGUCGUUACUCUGUCUCCAUGAGUGGAGAACUGACCAUCACUGAUGUCCACCCCGAGGACUCUGGUUUCUACAUCUGCCAGGCCAUCAGUGUGGCAGGAAGUGUGUUGACCAAGGCUCUGCUGGAGGUGGAGGGAGGUCCUUCAGGUCGUGUCCCACCUAUUAUUCUCCAAGGUCCGGCCAAUCAGACGGUGUCUCGGGGUGCAAUGGUGCGGCUGCACUGUUGCGUAAAUGGAGGGCACUCAGUCAAGAUUUCAUGGGAGAAGGAUGGAGAGAGUCUUCUGGGAAACAAACCUCGACUGGUCUUGAUGGAAAAUGGCACGUUGCAAAUCACAGACAUAAAGGACGCAGACUCGGGGAUGUACACGUGCGAGGUAUCCAGCGCCACGGGGGAGUCGAGCUGGAGCGGGAUGUUGACUGUCAGAGAAGAUGGAGUUUCCUCUGGAUCCAGAGCUUCUGAGUUCAUCCAGCUUCCGGGGCCUCCGCAGAAGCCGUUAGUGACGGAGGUGACCAAAAACACCGUCACCCUCACGUGGCAGUCCAACCCUCACGAGGGGGGGGCCGCUGUCACCUCCUACAUCAUCGAGGCCUUCAGCCAAUCAGUGGGCAGCACCUGGCAAACGGUGGCGGACCAGGUGAAGCAGGAGAGGCACACGGUUGUGGAACUCUUCCCCAACACCGUUUAUCUCUUCAUCGUCAGAGCGGUCAACUCUUAUGGCCUCAGUGACCCCAGCCCGAUCUCUGAGCCCGUCAGGACGCAGGACGGCAGUCCGACCGACCCGGCCGUGGACCACAGACAGGUGCAGAGAGAGUUAGGAGAGGUGUCUGUCUACCUGCAGAAGCCUGUGGUUCUCUCUCCUACCAGCGCCAGGAUUUCUUGGACUGUCGCCCUUCAAUCUCGCUACGUUCAGGGUUAUCGAAUAUUUUACCGGACUAUCGGCAGCUCCUGGUUAUUCCAGGAUGUGAAGGCCACAUCUGAUCACAGCAUCAUUUUAGUAGAUCUGUACAGCAGUACACAGUACGAGGUCAAGAUACGACCUUACUUCAAUGAGUUGCAGGGACAUGACGGCCUGAUGGUUCUUCUGCGCAUGCCAGAGGAAGUGUUGAGUGCACCACCACAGGCUGUUUCAGUGGUUCAGCUCACCAACAGCUCCAGUAUCAGCGUGUCCUGGGAGCCUCCGCCUCAUAAUACUCAGAGCGGCCUCAUUCGAGAAUACAAGAUCUGGUGUCUGGGCAGCAGCAUGGAGCCGGAAAACCAGAUCAACCGAACGGUGGAUGGAGCCGUUCUGUCCAUCCUGCUGACGGGCCUGUUGCCCGGCGUCCGCUACGCCGUGGUGGUAACAGCUGUCACCGGUCUGGGUGUGGGCGCUCAAAGCCCGCCUGUCAGCCUGCUCCUCACUUUCCCUCUGGGCAAGCCGCCGGUGAAGAAAGGCGGUCACCUCAGCAUAUCGGAGCAGAUCACGAGCGUCGUCUGGCAGCCGGCCUUCAUCGCAGGUCUCGGUGUGGCGGCGUGGUUGUUGCUGAUGGGCUUCAGCGGUUGGCUUUACUGCCGACACCGCAGGAGGAAGCAGCUGGGACACUACACCACGUCCUUCGCGUACACACCAGCAGCUGGUUUUGCUCACAGUGAAGGAUCUGGAAUCAUCAAUGGGGGGCCUGGCUUGUUAGGAUCCAACAUGGGCAAUUACCCCUGGCUGGCUGACUCUUGGCCAAAUCCACACCUCACUCAUAGCAGCAAAGACUCUGGCAAACUGGACCCAGACAGAUAUUAUAACACAGUCGGCAUCAUGAACUACCCGAACCAGUCCGAGAAGCGCAGCACGGCGUCCAACGACAGUCCCAUCUACAGCACCAUCAACACAGCCGCUGAGGAUGACCUGCUGGCGUACUACGACACCUACUCCAGUACGUCCUACAACCAAGGACCGGACCCGUACAGCAGCAACCCCGUGCUGUCCAACGCUGGCCUUGUGGGUCUGGAGCUAGACCUGGACCAGUGGACCAUCCAGUCUGGUCAGUCUGGGUCUGAAUAUGCCAAGCUCCAGUAUACUAAGAAAAGCAACGACAAACUGGUAAAGCAGAGGUCAACCGGGUCCACGUCCAGGUCAGCUCCUCUCACCUGGGUGGAUGUGUUGUCGCUGCCCCUUCCUGCCAUUAAAGACCAAGGUCACACAAAGACAGACGAGGAGGAAGAGCAACACAGCUCCGGGGGGGAAGAUGACAACUGGUGUCCUCCCCUGCCGGCCAGAACCUACCUGAUGGACGCUUCCAGGGAGGAACUCUCCAGCCUGCCCUCCAAGCUGCCCUACGCCGCCACGCUGAUGUCGACCCCCCAGCGAGACACCAAGGUCCAGGUUGCCGGGGCGAUCUACCACACCAGCCACUGGGCAGAAGAUUUGAAGGGAGAAAGCCUUGGUAAAGGAAAAUCUUCUGCUCCAGCUGCCGAGUCCAGCCCCGCAGCCCAGGCACACAGAACCAGGAGUAAGAAGAAAACACUCAAGGAUGGACCGCUCCGACGAGAGCUUCACGGCCAAGCAGAACUCCUCCCCCCACCAGCCCCUCCCCCUACAGAUGAGUCCUUGCAGCUCUUGCCUGAUGUUUUGAGUCGCAGCCGAACCGACUCUGAAAGAAAAGAGGGAAGUGAGUCGCUGACUCUCCAGAGGAGGGGAGAACAUUUCCCACCUCAAAGGAGAGGAACCACAAAGUUGUUAUCACAGGAUGAGAAUGUAAUCCCAUACGGACAGCCCAGCUUUCUGCCCCAGGUCCAGAUGUCAGGCUACGGGUCCCUGGGUGGAGGAGUCCUUUCACGACCCGCCACCGCUGGCCGGAGGAGAGACGAGAACCUCACGUAGAUGGACGCCGAUGGCAUGACAUCCUCUUUUCCUCCCGGUUUCCUGUCUUUGCAAAGCAUCAAUCUGUUGCCAUGGUAUCUUCUGAAAAGCUGAAGACUAAAGGAAAAGCGUCAAGGCUAGCUAUCUGCCUUUUUACAAAAAAAGUGUUAAUCUUAAUCAUGUUAUUUUAAUCUUCAAUCUUUCUCCAUGUAUAUAGUAAUCUUAGCAAUUUUUCAAAAAAUUUGAUCAAAUUAUGUAUUAUCAGAAAUUUAUCUGGGGUUUAAAGAAAUACUGUAUUUUUAGGCAUCAGGAAGUUCAUGUAACAAUUACAUUAUUGUACAGCAGAUUAAUGAAUGUAUAUUCUGUUUACUCCUGACCAUGAAACCAUGAUGUGUGUGUGUGUGUUUGAUGAAAACAACUUGGUGUGUCUGUCAGUGUGUUUCUCUUUGUAUCUCAUUGCUGUGUGACUGUACUGUGGCAUCCCUGGAGAUCACCGGUGUGUUAGCUCUGUCAAGAUUAAUUAUUAUUUUUAAACGGCUCAAUAAAACAUUUAUUACAAAAUA
Messenger RNA from Pseudoliparis swirei, 4999 nucleotides. Its product is annotated as roundabout homolog 2-like. The record is from RefSeq and is a predicted model, not a curated record. Gene Ontology annotation, molecular function: protein binding. Bases 519 to 4457 code for a protein of 1312 amino acids. Gene Ontology annotation, biological process: axon guidance; cell-cell adhesion. The transcript is spliced from 26 exons. Gene Ontology annotation, cellular component: axon; plasma membrane. Lineage: Eukaryota; Metazoa; Chordata; Actinopteri; Perciformes; Liparidae.